Messenger RNA from Olea europaea var. sylvestris, 723 nucleotides. RefSeq lists its product as uncharacterized. The transcript has 4 exons. NCBI's taxonomy places the organism in Eukaryota, Viridiplantae, Streptophyta, Magnoliopsida, Lamiales, Oleaceae. Bases 1 to 723 code for a protein of 240 amino acids. The record is from RefSeq and is a predicted model, not a curated record.
AUGGAAGAGCGAGAGAGGAUACCUGUGGUGGAGGGGAUGCUCGCGCAGGAUAUACCUGAGGACGUGGAGGGGGUACCCAAGGAGGAGAGGGUACCGGAGAUGGAGGUGGUAUCGGAGGUGGGGGUGGAGGUGGUACCCGUGCAGGGGAUACCCGGGGAUGCCGAGGGGGUACCGGAGGAGGAUAGGGUAUUGGAGCUGGAGGUGGUACCCGUGCACGGGAUAACUGGGGAUGUCGAGGGGGCACCGGAGGAGGAGAGGGUACCGGAGGUGGAGGUGGUACCCGAGAAGACGCCAGACUCGCCGGUCGUGGUCUUUGUGUCGGAGGAGGUGGUCCCGACAGCGGGCGAGGGGGUCGUCCCGAUGGCUGGGGAGAUGGAGAUUCCCGAGGCACAUGAGGAGCGGGUGGUCGGCAAGAGGCCAAGGGUGCCAUCACAGUACGUUCUUUCUCCGUUUACCGCGGAGGCGAAGAGGAGAAGGUUCGUCGACGGGACGCACCGGAAUUUAUUCAGGGAGGUGGACCACGCCAAGUGGAAAGCCUUUGAGACAGAGUGGAGAGCACUGCAGCCUGGGGCCAGCCGCACGAUUGCUGAGAAGACGAUCUCAAAUGCUUACAAGUGGUUCCACGACAUCACCACUUCGGGGGCUUGGCUCGCCGACGAUCACAUCGACUUGAGCAUGGAUUUACUACGGGAUCGUGCUGAAAGACUUUAUUCGUGCCGUUGA